Molecule: messenger RNA, 719 nt
Organism: Zingiber officinale
Lineage: Eukaryota; Viridiplantae; Streptophyta; Magnoliopsida; Zingiberales; Zingiberaceae
Product: ruBisCO large subunit-binding protein subunit beta, chloroplastic-like
Exons: 4
Coding region: 91-465 (124 amino acids)
Biological process (GO): protein refolding
Molecular function (GO): ATP-dependent protein folding chaperone
Source: RefSeq, a predicted model, not a curated record
AUCAUUCGUCUGCAGAGCUUUCUCACAAAGCAAGGCCUAUACGCCGGAAUCCAACGAAGACCUAGUUUCGACUUUUCGUCCGAGCAGUCCAUGGCUUCAACUUUCUACACAAUGUCUACUUUUGGAGCGGUUGCUUCUGCUAGUUCCACAACAGACAAUAAGAUGCUAGCUUCUAGGCAGAAGCUUUCUUCUCUUGCUUCUAUGUCACCUAGUUUAAACAUCAGCAACAACAAGUUGAGCUUCAGUCGUCGAAGGAAAGGGAACUGUAUGAUUAAUGCUAUGGCCAAGGAAUUAUACUUCAAUAAAGAUGGCUCAGCCAUCAAAAAACUACAAAAUGGUGUCAACAAGCUUGCUGAUCUUGUUGGGGUUACACUCGGUCCAAAGGGAAGAAAUGUUGUCUUGGAAAGCAAGUAUGGAUCACCUAAGAUUGUGAAUGGUGGGGUUACAGUAGCAAAAGAGGUUUAGUGAAAAUACUGAAGAAGUAUGACAAGAGAACAAGAGCACUUAUCAGGCAGCCCUUCAUCGAAAAGGUACUGCAACAACCAUUCUUUACAACUGAUCUCCUAUACAAACUCGUGAAGGAGUGUGUGGCUAUGCUCGACCACCUCUUCCCCAGCAACAACCUGUCAAUUUCAGCAGAAUGCGACGAACAAAAUGGAGUGCCAAAGCCGGCACAAUCAGGUGGGAGGGUUCCGGAGUUGAAGGAGAUUAAAUAUAUG